Mus musculus (house mouse) is the source of this 12733-nucleotide messenger RNA. It is a transcript of the gene Impg2, whose product is annotated as interphotoreceptor matrix proteoglycan 2. The record is from RefSeq and is a predicted model, not a curated record. NCBI's taxonomy places the organism in Eukaryota, Metazoa, Chordata, Mammalia, Rodentia, Muridae. The transcript is spliced from 20 exons. Gene Ontology annotation, cellular component: signaling receptor complex; interphotoreceptor matrix; gel phase of interstitial matrix. The coding region runs from base 6026 to 9769 and encodes 1247 amino acids. Gene Ontology annotation, biological process: visual perception.
AAAUUAUUUUCCAGCCCUUUAUUCUGAGGUCGUGUUUGUUUUUGACACCGAGGUGCAUUUCCUGUAUGCAGCGAAGUGCUGGGUCCUGUUCACAUAGCCAGUCUCUUAGCCUAUAUCCUUUUAUUGGGGAAUUGAGUCCAUUGAUGUUAAGAGAUAUUAAGGAAUAGUGAUUGUUGCUUCCUGUUAUUUUUGAUGCAAUAUUUAUGUUUGUGUGGUUAUCUUCUUUUGGGUUUGUUGAAAGAUUACUUUCUUGCUUUUUCUAGGGUGUAGUUUCCCUCCUGUGUUGGCAUUUUCCAUCUAUCAUUCUCUGUAGGGCUGGAUUUGUGGAAAGACAUUGUGUAAAUUUGGUUUUGUCAUGGAAUAUCUUGGUUCCUCCAUUUAAGGUAAUUGAGAAUUUUGCUGGGUAUAGCAGUCUGGGCUGGCAUUUAUGUUCUCUUAGGGUCUGUAUGACAUCUGCCCAGGAUUUUCUAGCUGUCAUAGUCUCUGGUGAGAAGUGUGGUGUAAAUCUGAUAAGUCUGCCUUUACAUGUUACUUGACCUUUUUCCCUUACGGCUUUUAAUAUUCUUUCUUUGUUUAGUGCAUUUGAUGUUUUGAUUAUUAUGUGAUGGGAGGGAUUUCUUUUCUGGUCCCAUCUAUUUGGAGUUCUAUAGGCUUCUUGUAUGUUCAUGGGCAUCUAUUUCUUUAGGUUAGGGACGUUUUCUUCUAUAAUUUUGUUAAAGAUAUUUACUAGCCCUUUAAGUUGGGAAUUUUGACUCUCUUCUAUAUCUAUUAUUCUUAGGUUUGGUCUUCUCAGUGUACUAGGUUUCCUGGAUGUUUUGGGUUAGGAUCUUUUUGCAUUUUGCAUUUUCUUUGAUUGAUGUGUCAAUGUUUUCUAUGGUAUCUUCUGCAUCUGAGAUUCUCUUGUCUAUCUCUUGUAUUCUGUUGGUGAUGCUUGCAUCUAUGACUCCUGAGUUGUCUCCCUUUUUGAUUUCUUUAUUGUUUCUAUUUCCAUUUUUAGAUCCUGGAUGGUUUUGUUCAGUUUCUUCACCAUUUGGUUGUGUUUUCCUAUAAUUCUUUAAGUGAUUUUUGUGUUUUGUCUUUAAGGUCUUCUACCUGUUUACCUGUGUUCUCUUGUAUUUCUUUAACGGAGUUAUUUAUAUCCUUCUUAAAGUCCUCUAUCAUCAUCAUGAGAUGUGAUUUUGAAUCAGAGUCUUGCUUUUCUGGUGUUUUGUGGUAACCAGGACUCACUGUGCUGGGAGAACUGGGUUCUGAUGAUGACAAGUAGCCUUGGUUUCUGUUGCUUAUAUUCUUGUGCUUGCCUUUUGCCAUCUGGUUUAGCUGGUCUUGCUGUCUCUCACUGUGGCUUGUCAGUCUUGCAAGACUGUGUGUCAGUACUUCUGGGAAACCAGUUCUCCCCCCCCCCCCCCCAGCUAUUUAGGUAUGGAGAGCUGUGGUACAGGGUCAGCUCUCGGGUGCAGAGACCAGAAGGAUCACGUCCCCAGCUGAUCCUUGGUUCCUGUGUUCUGACUGCUCUGGGAGGGUCCCUCUUGGGCCAGGAAUUUGAAGAAAAGUGUUGGUAUUACCUGUGCUCACAGAUGUGUAGGCACUCCUGGGAGACCAGCUGUCUCCUGGCAGUAUUUGUGUAUGUAGCUCUGUGGUACAGGAUCAGCUCUGGGCGCAGAGAAACCAGAAGACUCCUGUCCUAGGCAGCUUCUCUGUUCCUGUGUCCUGAGGGUUCUGGGCAGGUUCCUCUGAGAAGCAGUGGUAAUGCCACCUGUACUAACAGGCCUGUCUGCACUCUUGGGAGGCUCACUCUCUUCUGCCGCUAUUUGGGUAUGGAGCCCUGUUGCAGAAGAUCUGCUCCAGGAGCAGACGGAAACCGGAAGGCUUCUGUUCCAGGCUGCCCCUCUGUUCCUGUGUCCUGAGGGCUCUGGACGGGUUCCUCUGAGCCCCCUGUCAGCCAUCUUUGUGUCCUCUUUUUAUGUUGUUGUUUAUUAAUGAGUUCCUAGUAUAACUAGUGCUGCCCAUAUGAGCACCGAUGUGGGGGCCAUCCAUUGGGGCAUAUCCCCGAAGGAGAAGACUCUCCCCCAGCAGCCUCAACUGCGAACCCUCUUUCACCAAAGGUGUGAUCUCAGGGGCUCUUCCACAUUCAUGAUAGUAUUUUGGUGAAUAUUCAUUUCCAGAUAACACUGUACAUUGCUGUUCGUUUUUUCUAAAAUGCCCUUUGUUUAAAGAAUAAUGAUACAGAAUAAUUCAUUCUUCUGUUCCUUCAUAGAAAUUUGUAUAAAAGUUUAACAUUUUUUUUAACUUCAUAUACACAUGCUUUGAUCUGUGGGCUCCAAGGCCAUAAAAUACAGGAAAUAUUUGCAUUUAAAAAGGUUUUCGGGGCUGGUGAGAUGGCUCAGUGGGUAAGAGCACCCGACUGCUCUUCCGAAGGUCCCUUCCGAAGGUCCGGAGUUCAAAUCCCAGCAACCACAUGGUGGCUCACAACCACCUGUAAUGAGAUCUGACUCUCUCUUCUGGAGUGUCGGAAGACAGCUACAAUGUACUUACAUAUAAAAAAAAAAAAAGGUUUUCUUGGCGUCUGACUGUACAGCAAUGUUUCCAGACUGCCUUGAUUCUCAGAAGCUUUUCAUUCUGUGCUGUAGGCCAAUAAAAAGAAUAGUUUCCACCAGAGUUCGUUAAUUAAACAUUCUCUGUGUUUGCAUUCGUCAACAAGUAUAUAAGGCUAACUUUUUUUCAUUUUCUCCACUCUUACUCAUGAUAAAGUUUUCAAGUUUCUUAUCAUGUUACGAAUAUUUUAAAGAUACUACUAUGCACACAUAGCUUUUAGAAGGGCUGCAAAUGUUUAUGUGCAGCUGUCAUAGAUGUAACUGAUAAGCUCUUCCCACACCAUAAAAAACAUUGACAAUAACAAAAUUGGUUAAGAAUUCUAAGGAAUAUGUGCUGUAGCUCUUAAGAAAUUAAAAAAAUUCACCAUAAUAUAUAGAGCAAAAUUAUAAAUUACUUGAUAGUAUUUUCUAGUUUGCACUGGGUGUUGUUGCUGUUGUUGUUUUUCUUUUUUGGGGCUAAUUUUGUUGCUUUCUACUUGGUUAGGUGGAUAAAAACCUUUACGGAUCUAGAAUUUUAUCUGAUCGCAUUUGGUGUAGGAUGCCACUUUUAGAUAAAGAGUUCCUCUCGUUCAAAUAGACAAAUAUCCUGUGAAUGCCAUUCUGGGCUAUACUGCACCAUUUUAUCCCAAGAAUAUGCUGCUAAUACUUUAGGGCAGGAUGGGUUCAGAGCAAGGUCACUGAGAAGAACUGUUCAGUCAGCAGGAGUCAGCUGUAAAGGACUUGACUUCAAUCCAGGGCACCAUGAUGUUAGACACUAUUCUGCUGUUCACAGAGCCCCACUGAAACAGCCCUCAGAAUGUUUCUUGGUAGAUAUUUACUCUUGGCUAUUUUGAGUGACUUUUCCAUACUGCUUCUACGUAUCACUCCCAUCUCAGAUGUUAUGAUCUCCAAAUUAUAUAGAAAACUUGACAAGGGGCUCAGAACUGAACAAAGAAUUCUCACCUGAGGAAUACCGAAUGGCAGAGAAGCACCUGAAAAAAUGCUCAACAUCCUUAAUCAUCAGGGAAAUGCAAAUCAAAACAACCCUGAGAUUCCACCUCACACCAGUCAGAAUGGCUAAGAUCAAAAAUUCAGGUGACAGCAGAUGCUGGCGUGGAUGUGGAGAAAGAGGAACACUCCUCCAUUGUUGGUGGGAUUGCAGGCUUGUACAACCACUAUGGAAAUCAGUCUGGCGGUUCCUCAGAAAACUGGAUAUAGUACUACCGGAGGAUCCAGCAAUACCUCUCCUGGGUAUAUAUCCAGAAGAUGCCCCAACUGGUAAGAAGGACACAUGCUCCACUAUGUUCAUAGCAGCCUUAUUUAUAAUAGCCAGAAGCUGGAAGGAACCCAGAUGCCCCUCAACAGAGGAAUGGAUACAGAAAAUGUGGUACAUCUACACAAUGGAGUACUACUCAGCUAUUAAAAAGAAUGAAUUUAUGAAAUUCCUAGCCAAAUGGAUGGACCUGGAGGGCAUCAUCCUGAGUGAGGUAACACAUUCACAAAGGAACUCACACAAUAUGUACUCACUGAUAAGUGGAUAUUAGCCCAAAACCUAAGAUACCCAAGAUAUAAGAUACAAUUUCCUAAACACAUGAAACUCAAGAAAAAUGAAGACUGAAGUGUGAACACUAUGCCCCUCCUUAGAAGUGGGAACAAAACACCCUUGGAAGGAGUUACAGAGACAAAGUUUGGAGCUGAGAUAAAAGGAUGGACCAUGUAGACACUAGCAUAUCCGGGGAUCCAUCCCAUAAUCAGCUUCCAAAUGCUGACACCAUUGCAUACACUAGCAAGAUUAUGCUGAAAGGACCCUGAUAUAGCUGUCUCUUGUCAGAGUAUGCCUGGGCCUAGCAAACAUAGAAGUGGAUGCUCACAGUCGGCUAUUGGAUGGAUCACAUGGCCCCCAAUGAAGGAGCUAGAGAAAGUACCAAAGAAGCUAAAGGGAUCUGCAACCCUAUAGGUGGAACAACAUUAUGAACUAACCAGUACCCCGGAGCUCUUGACUCUAGCUGCAUAUGCAUCAAAAGAUGGCCUAGUCGGCCAUCACUCGAAAGAGAGGCCCAUUGGACACGCAAACUUUAUAUGCCCCAGUACAGGGGAACGCCAGGGCCAUAAAAGGGGAGUGGGUGGGUAGGGGAGAGGGGGUGGGUGGCUAUGGGGGACUUUUGGUAUAGCAUUGGAAAUGUAAAUGAGCGAAAUACCUAAUAAAAAAUGGAAAAAAAAAAAAAAAGAAAACUUGACAAAUGUGAUUUCUAUUAUGCGCUUAAUAUUGGUCAGGUACUGUUUUAAGCCAUGCGGUGUGGAUGAAAUGAGUUGAUCUGUUGUAAAUUCUCACAAUAGUGCCACCAUGCUUGCUUUAUUAUUCCUUCACUGCGCACAGGAUGAAGAGUGAGUAGUUAAAAAGGAAGGAUUUUCUUCUACCCAGGGAACCGGGCACUUUAGGCUCUGCCUCUUAGUCCUAGGAGAACACAGAGGACAUGUAAAUCUACCACAUUUGACCCACUGAGUCAGAACAUCUGGAGGAAAACCACAUGUGAGGCACACUGCUUGUAAAUAAACUGCUGGUUAAAGAGAGGCGACGGUUAGUAAGGCGCUUAGCUAGCUAGAUUAGAAUAGAAUUCUCUCUGCCCAUCUGUCCUAAUUAGCUUACCUCCCUGCUUCCAUAGUGUCCCUAUUAAGUCAGAAAAGAAACCAGAGCUUCUCGGAAAGGAUGACAUUUUAUUUACGCUAACUGACAAUGGUUUUAGAGUGGCUUCCCACUCCCAGGCAUAAACUUUUAUCUGCAGGGACUUUUUUUGGGAAAAGUUUGUUAGGGAGCAUUUUAGAACUCCGAAUGCUCCCUUGAGGAUUUUGUCAUCUGUUUUCUUUGGUUUUGGCCCAGAUGAUUAUGUUUCUCCCUGUGGGGAGGAUGUCUCUGGGCAUUUUGAUACUUUUCCUGACAGGAGGAAACCUUGUAUCAGCCUCAGGUAAUUGAAAACUGAUCUUUGUUCUCAGAUUUGCAGGGACGUUUAGUAUAGAUUAAAAUAGCCACCUUUGAUGUGGUUGCUGUUAUAUACUAUAUACGUAUAUACUAUAUGGCUAUUAAUCUUCACAAUUGCUUUAUUGAGCAGCCUUAGAAUAUCUCCCAUGAUUUAGGUUUCCCUUCCUUGCUCAUAAUUUCUGGUUCAAACCUUACAUCCUUGUGUUGAAAUUUGGCAUCUGUUUGAUUUUAAAAGCAAUCUUGAAUUAAAGGAUUACUAGCCAAAUGGGGAAAAGCUGGAAUACUUCGUCCUUUGAUAUGCACGCACACAUGAGUUUUAAGCCUUGUCUUUACAUUUUCAGUGUGGUGCCAACAAGAGCUUUUCUCUUUUUGCUGUCACUUGUAUGGUGUCUCCACCUCCCUGGAAGGCCUGGCUAUGCUCCCAGUCUGUUUUCUGUACUAACAGAGCAUCUUUUCUGCAGAAGAGAGACAAGAACCCAUGCAUGCCGUCUCUGUCCUCUCACCUGAGAAGUCAACAGACCUUUCCCUGCCUACCAGGAAGAGGCAGCUUUUGGAUGCCACGGAGACUGGGAGGAGGUGGCUGCUUAGAAGGCGGCGAUCUAUUCUGUUCCCAAAUGGAGUAAAAAUUUGCUCCAGUGAAACCGUUGCAGAGGCUGUGGCAAACCAUGUGAAGUAUUUUAAAGCCCGAGUGUGCCAGGAAGCCAUCUGGGAAGCCUUCAGGACGUUUUGGGAUCGACUUCCUGGGCGUGAUGAAUAUCGUCACUGGAUGAAUUUAUGUGAGGAUGGAGUCACAAGUGUAUUUGAAAUGGGCGCCCAUUUUAGUCAGUCUGUGGAACAUAGAAACCUAAUCAUGAAGAAACUGGCUUACACAAGGGAAGCUGAGAGCAGCUCCUGCAAGGAUCAGUCCUGUGGGCCUGAGUUGUCCUUUCCAGUUCCUAUUGGUGAGACCUCAACACUGACAGGUGCUGUCUCCAGUGCUUCCUAUCCAGGGUUGGCUUCGGAGAGCAGCGCAGCGUCACCGCAGGAGAGUAUCAGCAAUGAAAUUGAGAAUGUGACAGAGGAGCCCACACAACCAGCUGCUGAACAGAUUGCGGAAUUCAGCAUCCAACUUCUGGGGAAGCGAUACAGUGAAGAACUGCGGGAUCCCUCCAGCGCCCUCUACCGGCUCCUCGUGGAAGAGUUUAUUUCAGAGGUUGAAAAAGCAUUCACAGGGUUACCUGGCUACAAGGGCAUCCGUGUUCUGGAAUUCAGGGCCCCGGAGGAAAAUGACAGUGGGAUAGAUGUUCACUAUGCAGUUACCUUCAAUGGCGAAGCCAUCAGCAAUACCACCUGGGACCUCAUAAGCCUUCACUCCAACAAGGUAGAAAACCAUGGCCUUGUAGAGAUGGAUGAUAAACCCACUGCUGUCUAUACAAUUAGUAACUUCAGAGAUUAUAUCGCUGAGACGCUGCACCAGAACUUUUUGAUGGGAAAUUCCUCUUUGAAUCCAGAUCCCAAGUCUCUCCAGCUCAUCAAUGUGAGAGGAGUUUUGCUCCCCCAAACAGAAGACAUAGUUUGGAACACCCAAAGUUCAAGUCUUCAGGUGACAACAUCCUCUAUUUUGGAUAAUACCCUUCAAGCUGAAUGGCUCUCAGCAGAUACCACCACCACCACCACCACCACCAUUUCACCAUUUGGUUUCAGCUCCAGUUCUCCCUCAGCCACUGGCAGGGAACUCCAGUCACAAAGUGCUUUGCGUGACGUAGUGUCUACCUCCAAGUUAGCUUCUCCCACGAAGGUGGUCCUCAGUUCUCUCCCAGAGAUUUUAGGGGGUAGCAGCUUGACUCUUCAUUCUGUUACCCCAGCAGUGCUUCAGCCUGACCUGCCUGUGGCUCCUGAGGGAAGGACUUCUGGAUCGUUCAUAUUAGAAGAUGGGUUAGCCAGCACUGAAGAAUUAGAAGAUACUUCUAUUGAUGGAUUGCCUUCAAGCCCAUUAAUUCAACCUGUGCCAAAAGAAACAGUACCACCUAUGGAAGACUCUGACACGGCUCUCUUGUCCACACCACAUCUGACCUCUUCUGCUAUAGAAGACCUUACUAAAGACAUAGGGACACCUUCUGGCUUGGAGUCCUUGGCUUCCAACAUCUCAGACCAGUUGGAAGUGAUCCCAUGGUUUCCAGACACCUCUGUGGAAAAAGACUUCAUUUUUGAAAGUGGCUUGGGUUCUGGGUCUGGGAAAGAUGUAGAUGUGAUUGAUUGGCCAUGGAGUGAGACUUCAUUAGAGAAGACCACUAAACCACUGUCAAAGUCAUGGUCUGAAGAACAGGAUGCACUAUUACCAACUGAGGGUAGAGAAAAAUUACAUAUAGAUGGCAGAGUAGAUUCCACAGAACAAAUUAUUGAAUCAUCAGAACAUAGAUAUGGAGAUAGGCCCAUACAUUUUAUAGAGGAAGAAUCCCAUGUUAGAUCUACUAUACCCAUCUUUGUAGAGUCCGCAACUCCACCUACAUCUCCAAUCUUUUCAAAACACACUUCAGAUGUACCAGACAUUGAUUCUUACUCACUUACCAAACCACCCUUCUUACCGGUAACUAUAGCAAUCCCUGCUUCCACUAAGAAAACAGAUGAGGUACUCAAGGAAGAUAUGGUACAUACAGAAUCAUCCAGUCACAAAGAACUUGACAGUGAGGUUCCAGUGUCAAGGCCAGAUAUGCAGCCUGUGUGGACCAUGUUGCCAGAAUCAGAUACAGUUUGGACAAGAACUUCUUCCUUAGGGAAAUUGUCCAGAGACACAUUGGCAAGUACACCAGAGAGCACUGACAGACUCUGGUUGAAAGCUUCCAUGACACAGUCCACUGAAUUGCCUUCAACCACCCACUCCACCCAGCUAGAGGAGGAAGUAAUAAUGGCGGUCCAGGAUAUUUCAUUAGAACUAGAUCAGGUAGGCACAGAUUAUUAUCAGUCCGAGCUAACUGAAGAACAACAUGGCAAGGCUGACAGCUAUGUGGAAAUGUCUACCAGUGUUCACUACACAGAGAUGCCUAUUGUGGCUCUGCCCACAAAAGGAGGUGUCUUGAGUCACACCCAGACUGCAGGAGCAUUGGUGGUUUUCUUCAGCCUCCGCGUGACAAACAUGUUGUUUUCAGAAGACUUGUUUAACAAAAACUCUUUGGAAUAUAAAGCCCUGGAACAAAGAUUCUUAGAACUGCUGGUUCCCUAUCUCCAGUCAAAUCUGUCAGGGUUCCAGAACCUAGAAAUCCUGAGUUUCAGAAACGGCAGCAUUGUGGUGAACAGCCGAGUGAGGUUCGCCGAGUCUGCCCCUCCUAAUGUCAACAAGGCCAUGUAUAGGAUUCUGGAAGACUUUUGUACCACUGCCUACCAAACCAUGAACUUGGAUAUCGAUAAGUACUCCCUGGACGUGGAAUCAGGUGAUGAGGCCAACCCUUGCAAGUUUCAGGCCUGUAAUGAAUUUUCUGAGUGUUUGGUAAAUCCAUGGAGUGGAGAAGCAAAGUGCAAAUGCUACCCUGGGUACCUGAGUGUGGAUGAACUGCCUUGUCAAAGUCUCUGUGAUCUACAGCCUGACUUCUGCUUGAACGAUGGAAAGUGUGACAUUAUGCCUGGGCAUGGAGCCAUUUGUAGGACCCAAAUCCUGGUUUUCCAUAAGAGCACCAAGAGUUAUCAUCUGUUCAAAAGCCAUCUUUCUAGUCCCUGGACUUUACUCGUAAUGACUCUGUGUUUCUUGUAUCAUAUUGAAUGCCGGGUUGGUUCAAACUGGUGGUAUCGAGGCCAACACUGUGAGGAGUUUGUGUCUGAGCCCUUUGUCAUAGGCAUCACUAUAGCCUCUGUGGUUAGCUUUCUCCUUGUUGCUUCUGCUGUCGUCUUCUUCCUUGUGAAGAUGCUUCAAGCUCAGAAUGUCAGGAGAGAAAGGCAGAGGCCCACCAGCUCCAGCAGGCACCCUGACAGUCUGUCAUCUGUUGAGAAUGCUAUGAAGUAUAACCCUGCAUAUGAGAGCCACUUGGCUGGAUGUGAACUGUAUGAGAAAUCCUAUAGCCAACAUCCCUUCUAUAGCUCUGCUAGUGAAGAGGUGAUUGGUGGUCUGAGCAGAGAAGAAAUCAGACAGAUGUAUGAAAGUAGCGACCUUUCCAAAGAGGAAAUUCAAGAGAGAAUGAGGAUUUUGGAACUCUAUGCUAAUGAUCCUGAGUUUGCAGCUUUUGUGAGAGAGCAUCAAAUGGAGGAGCUUUAACUUAAAUGCCUGAUUCUUGACACCAAUCAGAAGCUUGGAGGAGAUGGAGAAGGCUUGUUCUCUCUGCUGUUUAACUAAUCCAGAAGAAGAGUUUGUAUUGAAGAAUAAAUAAGGAAACAUGGGACGCACUUCUCAUUCCAACACUGCAGCUUAAUUUUUUGGAAUGGAGCAAAAAAAAAAUAAGUGAUGUAUUUUAUUUCUACAUUAAGAGAUGUGUCAAAAGAAAAUUAAAGUGGUGUGAACUCUGAUUUUGUAACAUAUUCUAAAAGCAAACAAAUAAAACAGAACCAAACCAAAAGCUUAAAGCCAGACCUUGGAGUUGGGGCUGCAGUGCCUCUGACUCUGACUUUUUGAGAGCAUCUCUAAGAACUAUGGCCCAGGCUUUCUAGUAAGAACAUAAAGUGAGACUAAUGAGUAAAGCUUAGAAUGCGACUGUUUUGUGACAUACUUGUUAAAGUCGAAUGAGAUAGAGGAAGCUUUGAAGUAAUUUUAAUAUAGUUUAAACUCAAACACUCAUCUAAAUAAAAAUUAGGCUUUUGGAACAGAUUGCUGAGUCAGGCAAUCUUUAGGUGCAGUAUAUUUUGUUUAUGUUUGAUGCUUGCUUCUAUCUGUUCUUGAGCUUCUUGAGCCCAUAGAUCAAGACUACAAUGCUCUUAAAUUAGUUAUGUCAAUAUUUGCCACAGUUUGGUCCUCAAUUAGGCACCCUUAAGAGGAAGCAAAUUGAGGAAUUAUUUUCAUCAGCUUGGCUUGUGGACAUACCAGUGGGCCUUUUUCUUGAUUAUUAAUUGAUGUAGAAAGGCCCAGCUCACUAUGGGUGGUACUAUCCUUAGGCAGGGGUUUGGGGAGUUAAGUUGCAAAAGAAAGGUAAAGCCAGCUACAAGAAGCCAGCCAAUAAGCACUUUCCUUUGUGGUUUCUUCUUCAAACUCCUGUCUUGGCUUCUCUCUAUGGUAGACUAUAACCUAUAAGCCAAAUAAACUCUUUCUUUCUGUCCUAGUUAGGGUUUCCAUUGUUGUGACCAAGGCAACUCUUUUAAGGACAACAUUUAAUCGAGGCUGGCUUGUAGAUUGAGGUUCAGUCCAUUAUCAUCAAAGCUGGAAGCAUGGCAGCAUCCAGGCAGUCAAGGCACUGGAGGAGCUGAGAGUUCUUCAUCUUCAUCUAAAGGAAGCCAGGAGCAGACUAGCUUUCAGGCAGCUAGGAUGAGGGUCUUAAAACACAUGCCCACAGUGACACACCUACUCUAACAAGGCCACACCUACUCCAACAAGGCCAUACUUUCAAAUAGUGCCACUCCCUGGGCCAAACAUAUUUACACCACCAUACCUUCUCAAAGGUGCUUUUGCUUAGUGAUAACAGAGAAAGCAAAUGAUUAUAAUACCCUAUUCUUUAAGCUUUCAGGAAUAGUACCCAUGCGUGAAGUUUUCAUGGUUUCUAUUUUUCUUAUGCAAAAGUAAUUAUGGGGCUGUAAGGGUCUGAGUGUUAGGUAAAUACCAGGACAGACCCUCUGGUUUUUAGAUGGGCUGACAGGCAAAGUUAUUACUUAGAUAUGUUCCCUGACUGCUUCUGAGGUAGGACAGUGUAGUGGACAAUUCUAGGACCUACUGUAGUUCCUGGUGUAGGAAUUUUGAAAACAGCACAUACCUACCUCACAUAAUGUCAGUGAUAUCAUUUGUUGCUUCUUUGUCUAAAGCUUGUUGUCUAGGUGAAAUCCCACCUACCAUAACAGGACAUUUUUAAAAUUGUGAAUCUAUACUUUAUAAAUAGAAGUUAAAAAUGGAAGUUUUUCUCUUUUUACCUAUGGUUAUUUUGAAUGGAUAAUUUGGGUGAUAGGCUGUAAAGGCGAAUUAAUCAUGAUGAAUAGUUUAAAGAUACAUAGGCACUAGAUGAUUGUUAAUUCAAGCUAUUUCUGAGGACACCUUCAUGUUUGCAACAAAUCUCUUGAAGUUCAUUAGUUAUUUCAGACCAAGUAUAAAAUGGCAGCAGGAUAAAAUACCUGGUUCAUUUAUUUUUCUUAAAUCAGGGACUGUAAGUUUCAUAGUUAUGAGGUCAGCAAAAACUGGAGUUGGAAGAAUAGACAACUUACUUAGAAGAAAACAGUGAUUUAGGAGACUAACUUACAUUUAUUAAAUUGGGAAGUUUUAGCCAAGAAAAAUGUGGGUCAGUUUCCCCCCACCCUCUCAAAUGUUUCCAAUGAUUCCAAGUAAAGAUAGGUGGGGCCAGCCUUCAUUAGUAACCCAGCUGCAGUGAAUCAGGAUUCUCGAUCAUUCUAUUCCCUAGUGUGUGAUCAAUGAAGAAAAAUGAUGUAAAGGUUACAGUCCUUAAACUGAGAGCAUUGUGUACGCAAAGUACCCUGCCCAGAGGUGGGGAGAUGGGAGGAUAUUAUAACAUAGUUGGUGAUGUAAAAAAAAAAUUACCUGGAAAUUUCUUUGAUUCAUGCAUUUUGUAAUGUGUAGACUGUUCUAAUAAGUCAACAAGAGACAAGUGAAGCCACUCCCCACUGGAUACUAAGCCACUGACUAAAACACGUCUCUCAACUACAUAGUUACUAUUACAGCUCAGGCCAAAUGAUUAGUAAUCCUGAUUUUUUCUCUUGUAUUUAAUUAAUUAAGGGCUUAAUUGGGGGAAAAAUCAUGGUAUAAGAGACUACAUGUAAAAAAAAAGAGACUACAUGUAUAAAUAUAUGUCUGGACUACUUGAUGAUUCCUAAGCAGUAAUGUAUAUAUCCUAAUAUAUACUUAAUAUGGAGUAUGGUUAAUGGCAUGCUAUUCUUUUUUAUUUAAUUUAUGGCAGUUUAUCCAAUGUGGGGUCAAACAAAGUCAAUUUACUAUACUACUCUCUUGAACAUUUCUAGUCAUAAUAUUAGUUGAUUAGAAAUACAAAUUUAAGUCUUUAUGUAUGUAUAAGGAUCCUUCGAUUCACAUGCAUACUGUGAUGUAUCCAUUAGUAAUAAACAUGUCUUUCAAGAA